GCCAUGUGAUGGAUAAAUGAUACUAUUGCAGCUUGUCUCAUCACCUGUUCUGUGCUUUGUGUUUCCAGUGUUCCCGUGUCCUCCAGAUUCCUGAUUCCAUGACCCAGUACCUGCAUCCUAUUGGAGUACUAAACGGUGUGUUGGUGUGUGAUUUUGCUGCUCCUCCAAUCAACACACCCUCUCCAAAAAAGAGGAAGCGUCAUGAGCAUCAGGAUGAUGAGGACCGGGUGUAUGUGAAGAAGCCACCCAAUGCCUUCAUGCUGUUUUUGAAUGAGGAGAGGCCAAAGGUCAAGGCUGAACUGAUUAACAGCAGUAGUGCAGCAGUCAAUGCCGUUGUGGGAGAGAGGUGGAAGUCGCUGCCAAAGGCCCAACAGGCAAAAUACUACGAGCAGGCAGAGGAGGAAAGGAUGCUCCACGCCCAACAACAUCCGCAGUGGUCCAGCAAAGAUAACUAUGUAAGUCCAAAGUGAAAGCAUACAAGU
Messenger RNA from Archocentrus centrarchus (flier cichlid), 482 nucleotides. RefSeq names its product transcription factor 7-like 1-B. The coding region runs from base 99 to 470 and encodes 123 amino acids. NCBI's taxonomy places the organism in Eukaryota, Metazoa, Chordata, Actinopteri, Cichliformes, Cichlidae. Gene Ontology annotation, biological process: canonical Wnt signaling pathway; regulation of transcription by RNA polymerase II. Gene Ontology annotation, cellular component: beta-catenin-TCF complex; chromatin. Gene Ontology annotation, molecular function: DNA-binding transcription factor activity, RNA polymerase II-specific; RNA polymerase II cis-regulatory region sequence-specific DNA binding. The transcript has 4 exons. The record is from RefSeq and is a predicted model, not a curated record.